AUGAAGUGGUACCAGAUCGCCGCUCUCGCCGCGCCUGCGCAGGCCGCACUACGCUUCGGAUGUUCGACGUUGAGCAUUCAGCGCCUUGAUCCGCUCGUUGAGCCAGGCAAACUUCCUUCCGCUCACGUUCACCAAAUCGUCGGCGGCAAUGCCUUCAACGCGACAAUGCAGGAAGACCCAUCUACGAUAGCUACCUGCACUACAUGCACAUUCUCCGAGGACUUUAGGUACGACAUCGGCUUCAGUCUUCUGUCCACUAUUUUUAAUAAACGUAGCAACUACUGGACUGCAGCUAUGUUCUUCAAACAUACCAACGGCUCGUACAAACGGGUACCUAUAAUGCAGAAUGCUGCCUUGCCCAACGGCAUCAACGGUGGCAUGACCAUCUAUUACACACAACAAGAUUUCAACAGCAAUGGUAACCAGAAGAUAACAGCGUUCCCCAAGGGCUUCCGAAUGACUGUAGGAUCUCCCACUACCAACACGGUAGAAGAUGCGAAGAAGCACCCAGGCCUACGCUUCGUUUGUCUGCAAGACAAGAACACUCGUUUUCCCGAGUCCCCAGACUUCCCACCUAAGGCCUGCAAAGGCGGCAUUAUGACUGUGCAUCAUUUCCCGUCUUGCUGGGAUGGUAAGAACGUCGAUUCUCCCAACCACCAAGACCACAUGUACAACACAGCCAAAGAAGCCUUCAGUCCCGCCGGUGCAUGCCCAUCUUCUCACCCGGUCCGCAUGCCACAAGUCGCGUACGAGACGCUUUGGGAUACUACGCAGUUUAGCAACAUGUGGCCCAAGGAUGGCUCCAACCCUUUCUUCCUUUCUUACAACGACAACAAAGGCUACGGUACUCAUGCGGAUUACCUCUUUGGCUGGAAAGACGAUAGUCUGCAGAAGGCUAUGGAUAACAGCUGCAUGUUCCAAGCGUGCGAGAAUGGAAGGCCGUUGAAAAGCCAGAACGUCCAGGCGAUGAACAAGUGCCAGGUCAAGAGCGCUAUCAAGGAGGACUUGGAUGGAUGGCUCGACCAUCUGCCAGGUAUGGCGAUGUAG
Messenger RNA from Alternaria atra, 1047 nucleotides. RefSeq lists its product as uncharacterized. Lineage: Eukaryota; Fungi; Ascomycota; Dothideomycetes; Pleosporales; Pleosporaceae. The transcript is spliced from 6 exons. The record is from RefSeq and is a predicted model, not a curated record. Bases 1 to 1047 code for a protein of 348 amino acids.